Camellia sinensis is the source of this 621-nucleotide messenger RNA. NCBI's taxonomy places the organism in Eukaryota, Viridiplantae, Streptophyta, Magnoliopsida, Ericales, Theaceae. The record is from RefSeq and is a predicted model, not a curated record.
AUGCCUGACAUUGCUGUGGAGGAUGCCUCUUUACCCGAUUCUUCUACUGUCCAGGAAGAGGACCUUACUCAUGAUUUUCCAGGUGGACCGACUGAUCCAUCAAUACUGCGGAGUUUCAAUAGUCAUGUCGCUGCAGCUGUUUGGCACGGGGAGUUUGUUGAGAGAUGGCAACCUGAGACGAACACAUUUCACAUGACAGUUGGUGAGAUGACCUUGACCCUGGAUGAUCUUGGCACUAUUCUUGGCCUUUCCAUUGUAGGCAAAUCAAUCAGCGUACCAGAUGUGACAAAUCAUCAUGGAGUUACACUGCUGGUUUAUGGCUUGGGGAUUACUAAACGUGUAGCACAUGAAGAGGUUUCUACUUCUGAUUCAGACCCAAAGGAGACUAUACAGUGCGCUGCUAGAGGUUAUUUGUUGUUUCUGUUCGGAUGUACGCUCUUCAGUGACAAGAGUGACGGCAGGGUUCCUGUUGUUUACCUUGGCUUAUUGAUGGAUUUGGGAUCCAUUCAUACUUACGCCUGGGGUGCUGCUGCAUUAGCAUUUUUAUACAGACAGUUGGGGUACGCUAGUCGAUCCGGUGUUAAGCAGAUGGGUGGUUAUAUGACUCUUUUGGAGGCGUAG